Molecule: messenger RNA, 725 nt
Organism: Racocetra fulgida
Lineage: Eukaryota; Fungi; Glomeromycota; Glomeromycetes; Diversisporales; Gigasporaceae
Source: the annotation of a GenBank genome assembly
AACCGAAAGAAAGCCAACAAAAAAUUUCAAUCGGGUGGAUUAUUGUGGGCUAUCCGAGAAACUUUGAUUUCGAUAAUACGGACGUAAUACUCAAAAGUGAUAAAUAUCUUGUUUCAGAAAACGGAACUCACUUUGUAGCUAAAGACCUAGGUUACGAAGAUAAGGAGCGUUCAACUGGCUGCAUAUUAUGUACGUGUGUAAUUGAAGCUCCAGAAAAAACUGAGUCUCAAUAUAAUCCGUACAAAUCACCAUUAAUUUUUGGUACACAUUUUGAUACAAAUGACAAUUCUGCAUGUAUAUUUACUAAUGAAGUCGAAAAUAAUGUAGUUCCUAGAUUGAAAUUAUUUUCUAGUAGGGGUAACUCUGGACAGAUUAAUAUUAAAUGGAGUCAGAUUAAUAUUAAAUGGAAAGAUGCCUUUACAUUUCUGUCUGGUAGAAAUUGUUCAAACGUUCAACUGUACCACGGAACUUUAAAUGUAGAUGUAGGUUCUAAGAAAGCUACUAACGGAAAAGAAAAACAUUCUAAGAAUUCUGAGACUCCUAUAUUAUUAGUCAAUCAGCUUGUUGAUGAUUGUUCAACAAACGUUCAUGGAUUCCUCAAUGUAAAAGAUGUAAAGGUAGAUAAUGUAGAUAUAGAUUCUGUCGGAGUUAUUUAUGGUUCAUUGAAUUCAAGACUCUCAAAAGAAGACGGGAAAAUAGCCUAUCUGGUAGUUCACAAAACCUAA